Messenger RNA from Magnolia sinica, 1473 nucleotides. Its product is annotated as protein PSK SIMULATOR 1-like. The transcript has a single exon. The coding region runs from base 1 to 1473 and encodes 490 amino acids. The record is from RefSeq and is a predicted model, not a curated record. Gene Ontology annotation, biological process: positive regulation of growth. Lineage: Eukaryota; Viridiplantae; Streptophyta; Magnoliopsida; Magnoliales; Magnoliaceae.
AUGGUGGCCACCAGGCUUUGGCUCUCAGAGCUCCAUCUCUUCUUCCGCUCCGAAUCCGCAAGAAAGAAGCGCUCCGCAUCGUCUGAUUCCAAGCAGCCUACUCUAGGGAUUCUCGCCUUCGAGACCGCACGGACCAUGGCCCAACUCAUCUCCCUCUACAAUUCCCUCUCCCCCGCCCAAAUCCAGACCCUCCGUAACGUUGUCUUCCAAUCCGAAGGCAUCCAAUACCUCAAUUCAUCUGACGAAUUCCAUCUCAUCUAUCUCGCCUUCACCGAGAAGAUCGAAGAGCUCGAUCGAGCUGCGGCUGCCGUCUCCCGGCUCGGUGUCAAGUGCCAGCGCCAGGACCUUCGGGGCUUCGACCAUACCUACACCGAUCUGAAGAUCGGAGCCGUCGAUCUGCCCGGAUUGUCCUUCACCGCAAAGGAGAUCGGACGGAAGAUCGCGCAGAUGGAGAAGCACGUGUUGGCGACGGCGGAUCUGUACUCGGGUUUGGAGUCCUUGUCGGAAAUGGAGGCUUCGGAGCGGAAAUUGCAGCAUUGGAAGAGCUUCAGCGGCCCGAUACCAGCACAGAAGGUCGAUACAGAGAUGUUCGAGGAGAAGAUGACGUGGCAGCGCCAGCACGUGCAGCGCAUGCGCAACACCUCUCUCUGGAGCCAGCCGUUUGAUGACAUCGUAUUGCUCAUGGCCCGGUUCGUCUAUACCGUUUUUUCCAGGAUUUGUGUCGUUUUCGGUCCUUACGUAUCGGAUCUCCCGCAAGUUGUUUCGGACGGAAACGUGGUCUCCGUCGCGCCCAAGCAAGUGCAGUUCAACCCGUUCCGUUCAGGCCCUUUGGAAAGAUCGGUGGCAAAAGACGUAAUUGUGACGAAUUCCGGGCCUCUUUACAUAAAACCACGUAGCGGGAUCGAAAUGUUUCGGAAUCAUGAAGACAAUGUCGGAUCCGAUCGGAAACAGCGAAAGAGGCUGCGGAUCACAGAGUGGGCUGAACCGACGACGGUUGGCGGUGCAGGGCUGGCUCUUCUUUAUGCCACCGUGGUAAUCCGAGCUGAGAGCCUUCUGAAUUCUGCGGGGCCGAUCGACGCGGAUGCGCGGGAGAACUUGUAUCAGAUGCUGCCAGCAGAGCUGCAGACGGCGGUGAAUGUGAAGAUCAGGAAAUGCUUGCAGUGCGACGAAUCAUGGUCGUCGGACAAGCUGAUCGUGGAGGGAUGGAGAGAGGCGCUGGGCGGGAUUUUGGGGUGGCUGGCUCCCUUGGCUCACAAAAUGGUUACGUGGCAGGCGGAGCGGAGCUUGGAGCAGCAGCGAUUUGAUUCUCAGACCACCGUUCUGCUACUCGAGACGCUUUAUUUCUCCGAUCGGGAGAAGACGGAGGCGGCGAUCGCAGAGGUGUUGGUUGGAUUGAGUUGCAUUUUACGGCACCAGGAUCGGCGGUCGUCGACGCCGGGCAAACGGCCAGGUUUCAAGGGUCGGGAUUGUUGA